Molecule: messenger RNA, 1713 nt
Organism: Phragmites australis (common reed)
Lineage: Eukaryota; Viridiplantae; Streptophyta; Magnoliopsida; Poales; Poaceae
Product: WD repeat-containing protein DWA2-like
Exons: 14
Coding region: 111-1166 (351 amino acids)
Biological process (GO): protein ubiquitination
Molecular function (GO): protein binding
Source: RefSeq, a predicted model, not a curated record
CGUAUUUGUUUCGUCUAAAGGGGUGUGGUGGAAGGCGACUUGCUACUCGCGGUCUCUUCCGUUUCCGAGAAGAUCGAUCAGCCGUGUCGCCGUCGGGAUCCAGAGCGAGAAUGCAGGGCGGAUCCGGCGGCAUCGUCUAUGGCGGCCUCAAGUACCAGGCGCGGUGCAUCGCCGACGUGCGCGCCGACACCGGCUCGACCACCUUCCUCGCCGGCACCCUCAGCCUCAAGGAGGAGAACGAGGUGCAUCUGAUCCGGCUGUCGCCGGCGGAGAGCGAGCUGGUGUGCGAUGGCCUCUUCUACCACCCCAACGAGAUCUGGGACCUCAAGUCGUGCCCCUUCGAUCACAGGGUCUUCUCCACAGUCUACACGUCUGGUGAGGGCUAUGGUGCGGCCGUUUGGAAGAUCCCAGAGCUGUACGGGCAGUCCAACUCGCCGCAGCUUGAGCAACUCUUCGCCCUUGAUGGGCAUGCGGGCAAAAUAAGACGUGUGCUCUGGUGGCCAGUUGGAAAGCAUGAUAAGCUAAUUAGCAUUGAUGACAGAAAUAUUUUUCUUUGGAACAUAGACACAUCAAAUAAAUCAGCUAAGUUGAUCUCACAGGGAUCAGCUGACAUGCUUCCAAAUUUGCAAGGUGGAGCUUGGGAUCCACACAACUACAAUUCAGUUGCUGCAAUAUCUGAUUCGUCACUUCACUUAUGGGAUCUCCGUUCUAUGGAAAAAUCAAUUGCAAUUGAACAUGCACAUAUCCGGGAUGUGGAUUAUAACCCCAAGAAGCAAAACAUAAUUGCAACAGCAGAAGAUGAAUUUGGAAUUCGCUUGUGGGAUCUCAGAAUGCUUAAGCAUCCUCUUAAGUAUCUCCCUGGACAUUCACAUUGGACAUGGGCUGUUCGGCACAAUCCUGAGUAUGACGAGCUGAUUCUGAGUGCUGGAACAGAUUCAACUGUCAAUUUGUGGUUGGCUAAAGUUGGCAGCGAUGAUUCUGGAUCUGAAAGCCCUUCUGGUUCACCCAAGAGGCAAGAAGAACCAUUACUCAACUCAUAUACUGACUACGAGGAUAGCAUCUAUGGUAUUGCAUGGAGCUCCCAUGACCCAUCAUUAUUUGCUUCUUUGUCUUAUGAUGGAAGGGUCGUUUUGGAAUCAGUGAAGCCCUACUUGCAGAGAAAAUGAAGCUUGUUGGUCUAUCUUCUGUGCUCAGAGUUGUUUGUUGUGCAUAUAAUUGGUGCCGUGGAGCUUUGCUGUGCCAUACUGUGCUCUGUUAUCAAGCAUUGAUCCCCUUAUACUGAUUACAGCAGCUCCGGAACAAUAGAUAGCCAAGAAUAUUGCAGAAAUCAACUUGGCUGACAUUGUGUCUUCCACCCCGAUGAUUCAGGCCAGCUAUGGUUCCAAAAAAUCUGAUUUAGCUUCAGUUGGAAAGAGUACAGCACAGUCGAGGUUAUCCGCAGUUUUUUCUGUGUGUACUUUCAGAUUUUGUCUACUGGGAUUUCUUUUUCAGUUGCUAGAGACUUGGCAUGUGAAGAUCUGAACAGUGAUAUUAAUAACGGUUGUCAGCUUGUCUGAAGUAUUGCUGCUUAUUUGAUCCUCAAGAUUUUGUAUAUUUGAAAAAAAAAUCCAUUAAAGAUGUUGCAUUAUGUGGUGAAGUAUAAUUGAACUGAAUAUGCAAACCAUUGAGAUUAAAGGCUCAACUUACUCUAAUAACACUUCUGUUUAGCAUUCA